AUGUUUGAGGAAGGUGAGGUAGGAAGGAGCUUGCCUAGAUGCUCACAUGCAUUUCAUAUGGAAUGCAUUGAUAUGUGGCUUUUUAGCCAUUCUACCUGUCCAAUCUGUCGAGCUCAAGUUGUGAUGGAAGGUGAUGUUAGUCAGAAAAGCGAGACAGCGAGUGGUGAGGGAACUGAUGUUGCUGCUGAAGAUCCGGCAGCAGAGGAGCAUCUGCUCGUGGAUGAUGAUACGAAUCAAACGGAUGAGGCUGUCGCCAUGAACCGUGAUAACAGAUUAAAUAAUGAUCAAGUUUUGGUAGAAAUUAUGGGAAUUGAUGCAGAUUCCGAAGACGAGAAUGUGGGAAGUAGGGAUUAUCCCAUGUUAGAUUGCUCUCUUAGAAGGAUGUUAAGUAGGAACAGAUCUGAGAAAAGGUUUAAUCCUUCAUCUGCUUUAAUAGUACAGGUUGUUUGA
Molecule: messenger RNA, 450 nt
Organism: Chenopodium quinoa (quinoa)
Lineage: Eukaryota; Viridiplantae; Streptophyta; Magnoliopsida; Caryophyllales; Amaranthaceae
Product: RING-H2 finger protein ATL63-like
Exons: 1
Coding region: 1-450 (149 amino acids)
Source: RefSeq, a predicted model, not a curated record